UGUUUGCUUCAUCAUCUCGGCUGCAGGUACAAUGAUUUAAGACUCAGAAUAUUUUCCAAACAUCCUGAUUUAUUUCCUGAAGAGAUAUUCAACAUAGAGACUUUCAACUGGUCAUUUGGAAUUCUCUUCUCACGUUUGGUCAGAUUACCCUCUAUGGAUGGAAGAGUUGCCUUGGUUCCUUGGGCAGAUAUGCUGAAUCAUAAUUGUGAGGUGGAAACUUUUCUUGACUAUGAUAAAUCAUCGCAAGGAAUUGUCUUUACAACGGACAGGGCAUAUCAGCCAGGUGAGCAGGUUUUUAUAUCAUAUGGAAGGAAAUCUAAUGGAGAGCUUUUGCUUUCAUAUGGAUUUGUUCCUAGAGAAGGCACCAAUCCUAGUGACUCAGUUGAGUUGUCAUUUUCACUUAAGAAAUCUGAUAAAUGUUACAAGGAGAAAGUGGAAGCUCUGAAGAAGCAUGGGUUAUCAGCAUCGGAAUGUUUUCCUAUACAAGUCACUGGUUGGCCAUUGGAGUUGAUGGCUUUUGCUUAUCUAGUAGUCAGUCCACCUAGUAUGAGCAGACAGUUUGAAGAGAUGUCUGCUGCAGCAUCGAAUAAGUCAACAUCAAAGAAGGAUAUGAAGUACCCGGAGAUAGAAGAAAAAGCAUUGCAAUUUAUUCUGGAUAGUUGUGAAUCCAGCAUAUCAAAGUAUUCCAAAUUCCUUCAGGCAAGUGGAGAAAUGGAUCUCGACAUAACAAAUCCAAAACAACUAAACAGAAGAGUGUUUCUAAAACAGCUUGCAGUGGACCUGUGUACAAGUGAGCGAAGGAUACUCUUCCGUAGUCAAUAUAUACUGAGGAGAAGAUUGAGGGAUAUAAGGAGCGGAGAAUUGAAGGCUCUCAACUUAUUUGAUGGAUUUAGGAACCUUUUCAAAUAACUUGUUGAAUGGCUCUUCCCCCAUUUUGAUAUCAACCCUUCUGAUUUCGACGAAGUUAUCCACUGUCUCAAUGAUGAAUUGCUAAGAAAGUCUUUGUUUUAUAAUUUGACACAGCACAAGGAGUGGAGUCUAUUCAGAUCCCAUCUGCUUACAUAACUGUGUCUUUGUUUCGUAUUUUGUAAACUUUACUUUUUAGUCAGUUUUUAAAUGGAAAA
This is a messenger RNA of Nicotiana tabacum (common tobacco), 1124 nucleotides long. The record is from RefSeq and is a predicted model, not a curated record. Lineage: Eukaryota; Viridiplantae; Streptophyta; Magnoliopsida; Solanales; Solanaceae.